AUGGUGCAGACAGCAACUCAUCCAUGCCUUCUUAUCUUGUUAAGCCCUUGUCCAAGACCUCACAUCAAUCCUUCACAGACGGGUACUAAGUCACCUAAGGGGAAGAGCAGGUCUGGCAAAGAAGGGAAAGGGGCAGCAGCUUCUGGAAGUGAUGGUGCAGAUAAGAAGACUCAGGGUCCUAAAGGUGGUAGAAAUGCAGUAAAGGUCCGACAUAUUCUGUGUGAAAAGCAUGGUAGAAUCAUGGAGGCCAUGGAAAAACUCAAGUCUGGAGUGAGAUUCAAUGUAGUUACCUCUCAGUACAGUGAAGUUAAAGCCCAGCAGGUGGGAGAUUUGGGCUGGAUGACAAGAAUCUCCAUGGUGGUCCCAGUCCAAGAAGGAGCAUUUGCCUUGCCCAUUAACGGCCUGGACAAGCCUGUGUACACAGAUCCUCCAGUGAAAACCAAAUUUGGCUACCAUAUUAUCAUGGUUGAAGGGAGAAAAUAA
Dromiciops gliroides (monito del monte) is the source of this 483-nucleotide messenger RNA. Its product is annotated as peptidyl-prolyl cis-trans isomerase NIMA-interacting 4-like. The record is from RefSeq and is a predicted model, not a curated record. Gene Ontology annotation, molecular function: peptidyl-prolyl cis-trans isomerase activity; DNA binding. The transcript is spliced from 2 exons. NCBI's taxonomy places the organism in Eukaryota, Metazoa, Chordata, Mammalia, Microbiotheria, Microbiotheriidae. The coding region runs from base 1 to 483 and encodes 160 amino acids. Gene Ontology annotation, biological process: rRNA processing.